GCGAAUAAUGGAAAAACGCUGGCACGUUUCCUUCGUACAGUAUGGCUCGCUUCGUUCCAGUCGUAUUUGGUGUGUCCACGUUUGUUCGGCAACUUGUCAGUAUAUCCAGAGGAACGACGUUCGAUAAAUAAUCGCCGGCAGCUAUGGAUGAGGAAUGGGAUGUAGACAAUAUCGAGGCGAAAUUUGACCUCGCGAUGAGAACGAACAAGUGGGAAGGCGAAGACGAAGAGGAGGAAGUUAAGGAUAGCUGGGAAGAUGUCGAAGAAGAGAAAAAAGAUGUAGAGAAACCAGCGGAAGUACCAAAAGCGAAGUCAAAACCUAGAAAGGCAUUGGCUGAAAGGAUUGAGGAACGUGAGAAAAAGGCAAAGGAAGAAGCUGAGAAGAAAGCUAAGGAGAAGGAGGAGGCUCUUACACCGGAAGAGAGGCGGGCUGAGAUGUUAAGGCGCCAAAGGUUGCAAGAAGAGGCAGACUUACGGCUGGCAAUGGAAACUUUCGGUGUGACAGAAGAGUCAGGCCAAUCAAUCGAUGCCAUGGUGCCCAGUACGAAAGAGGAAUUUGAUCUAUUUGGUGCAGCUCUUUCACAAAAAAUUAAUCAAUUUAGCAAACACGCAGAUUUUCCAUACUUUGCAGAAGAACUUAUAAAGUCCAUUGCUCUUAAUUUAUCCUCACAUUGUUUAAAGAAAGUGAAAACUACAGUUGACAAUUUGCUCAUUGAGAAGCAAAAAAUGGAGAAGUCCGACAAAACGAAGAAGAACAAGGGGAAAGGAAAGGCAAAGCUUAAAAUUGAGGGAGAUAAUAAUUUAUUAAGCGAAUAUGGUGAUUAUGUAUAUGGUGAAUUUGAUGAUUUUAUGUAGCGACUUUCUAUAUGUUCAUAUAUUCUAGUCGCCUAAAAUACAUGCAGAAGAAUAUUAAUUUGCAGAUUUAUACAGAGAUUUUAUAUUUGCAAAAUGUACAACGGUUUAACCUAUACUCCAUGAUAUCGUUUACGUAACGAGAUUAAGAAAAUAGGAAAGACAACUAGCAUGAUAAUAUCGAUAAACAUGCUUAGAGACACUUUUUAACAAUUAUACAAUAAUGUAGCACUCAGAAGUUUUCUGCAGUUUCUCAAAACAGUUGGAUAUUCAAUAAUUUACAUAUUGAGUUUCAUGGGAUUUUUGUCUGUCAUUAUUAAACUUUCAGUCUAAAGAUAUUAAAACUCCUCUUUCCUCGUCCCGUAGUCAUCUUGAUUGUUAUCAGAAGCAAGAAAAAAAAUAUGUAUAUACACAAAAUUCUUGCAAAACAAAUUUGUCAUUUUAUGUUUUGUAAGAAUUUUGUUUAUUAAUUUCUAUUAUUUAUUGCUCAAUUGUAAUUAAUUAAUUAAUUUGAACAAAUUUUAUGGUUGUCUGUUGAUUAUUAAAGCAUAAGAAUAUAGUUUUCGGAACAUUUUACAAAUCUAUUUCUGAUGUCAUAAUCUAAGAUUUCUAUGUGGAGGAACCAGGAGCUUUAAAAUUAAUGGCUAUUUUAAUAAAACGUAAGAACAUGGAAAAUAUGUUCUGAACGGGAGGAGAUGUUUGUAGGAUCCUACGAUUUAUCAAUAUAAUAUUGUAUUAACAUCGAGACUAGAAGAGGGUGAAGUAUUACAUUAUAUACUUUUGAUUUACAAUGGUAUUCCAAGCUGUUAAAAACCUUAUAUGUCUUUAUAUAAGCAUCAUUGCAGAUUAAAUCGUGUAAUUACAUUAUGGAAGUUUUAUAUAACACAGCUUAUAUACAUACACACAUACUUUUACUGAAAAUUGGUUACAAGUUGGUUUUGCAAAGAGUAUAUUCCUAAAUAAAGGUUGAUUAUAAAUUA
Dinoponera quadriceps is the source of this 1831-nucleotide messenger RNA. It is a transcript of the gene eIF3j, whose product is annotated as eukaryotic translation initiation factor 3 subunit J. Gene Ontology annotation, molecular function: translation initiation factor activity. The transcript is spliced from 6 exons. Bases 144 to 854 code for a protein of 236 amino acids. NCBI's taxonomy places the organism in Eukaryota, Metazoa, Arthropoda, Insecta, Hymenoptera, Formicidae. Gene Ontology annotation, cellular component: eukaryotic translation initiation factor 3 complex; cytoplasm. The record is from RefSeq and is a predicted model, not a curated record.